Messenger RNA from Dentiscutata erythropus, 255 nucleotides. Lineage: Eukaryota; Fungi; Glomeromycota; Glomeromycetes; Diversisporales; Gigasporaceae. The record is from the annotation of a GenBank genome assembly.
AUGCCAACAUGUAUUUUACGUGAAUUUUUGGCAUAUCAAUGGGAAGAAUUUCUAUUUAAUAAAGAUGCAUAUAAUCAAUUAGAUGAAAAUAUUAUUAAUUUUUGGGAUAUGUCAAAAGGUUUAGCACCGGAAUUAUCUCAAUUGCAUUACACCUAUUUGAAAGUUAUAAAUUAUAAAUUAGCAGGAAAUAAUAAAGUACUUGAGUUAUUGGUUGUAACUUAUCUUUGUGUAAAGAAGGCCCGUUCAUUUUUGUGA